This is a messenger RNA of Sander lucioperca (pikeperch), 1528 nucleotides long. RefSeq lists its product as uncharacterized. Lineage: Eukaryota; Metazoa; Chordata; Actinopteri; Perciformes; Percidae. Bases 174 to 1442 code for a protein of 422 amino acids. The record is from RefSeq and is a predicted model, not a curated record. The transcript is spliced from 6 exons.
AACAAAUAAAUGACUUGUUUCCUCAAAAUUCGUUUCCAAAACCAAAAGGAAAGAACGGAUAACAACUCGUUUUUUCCCAUUUACAAUUUUGUGCUCAAAUGAAAAAUGGAAAAAACGGAUAACGAGCGGUUCACCCCGUUUAAUCCAAUUUUUAUAUUUUUAUUUGACGCAAGAUGCAUGACCCGGAUGUGACCUUUAUUAGGACCAGAGUCCGCCAAACAAACAAGAGGUCAAGACAAGAAGACAUGGCCGGACUGGAUGAAUAUUCCGACUUAAUUCGCCAGCUUUUUGAGGAUGGUAGAACGCAUGCUGAGAUUUCCACCGCGCUGCAUCAGAUAGAUGUCCCGAGAUGCUCGGAAAUGUCUGUCAGAAGAUUCUGUGUUCAACAUCAGCUCAGACGAAAAAGACAUGUGUCAGACGCAGAACUGGAAACGGCAAUCAUGUUAUCGAUAGAUAAGACAGGUCCCUGUUACGGCCGAAAAUUCAUGACAGGAUACCUGUCAUCAGUGGGGGUAAGGGCAGGAGAAUCUCGAGUGGGAAGAAUUCUCAAAGAGGUACACCAGCCGUAUAAUGAGCUGCGUCGCCAAGGAGCACGUAAUCUGAAUCCAGUUCCUUACCACGCCGAGUAUAUGGGCCACAAACUCCACCUAGACCAGAAUGAGAAGCUGGCAAUGUUUGGAGUGACGCACGUCUUGGCUAUUGAUGGAUUCAGCAGCAAAAUUGUUGCUGAAUCCACAAUGCCAGUGAAAAACAACCUUAUUAUUUAUGAGGAAGUUUACAGGAAAGCAGUUGUCCAAAACGGCAUGUGGGACCAAAUCAGAGUGGAUCAUGGCAGGGAGUUUUACUUGACCCUGUACAUGCAAGAAAAGAUGUCUCAACACAGACAUAACAUCAACAGGCUACCAUAUGUACAAACAACUUCUUCAAGGAACCUUCGUGUGGAAAGAAUUUGGCCAGAGGUCAACAAUCGAGUGAACUAUCCACUAAAACAGGCCCUGGUUCACCUGCUGGAUCAAGAGCUGCUCGACAUGCAGGAUAAUGUAACCAAAUUUUGUGUCUCCAACCUGGCAUGUCAAGUGAGUCAGAUUGGACUUGCCAGGGUUGUGCAGUCCUGGAAUGCCCAUAGGAUACCAGGCAGAGGGAUACCAAACCAACUUGCAGCUGAUUGUUGUCCAGCAAGAAUUCCCACAGAGCUGCUGCCCAAUGCUGCAGAGGCAGCACACAUGUAUGAGCAGGAGUUGGGGUCCUCCCUGACUUGGGUGUCUGCCUUUGGCUCUGACCCAUUUUCAUCAGAGCAAGACCGAUGUCGUGCUGAGCAGCUGUUUGGAGAGAGGUUUCCAGACAUGUCUCUUCUUUUUGGAAAAGUGGUUAACAAUGACCAUAGUGUGUUUCAGGAGGCACUGAUCUAUCUGAUCAAUAUUACUAAUAGACAUGCAAGGUAAAUACAGUUGGGGGUGUCGCAAACUAGGCCAAUGGUAGACUAAAUGAAUGUAGUGGAGUAAAAGAAUAUUUCCUCUGAGAUGUAGUG